UGAAGGGAAAAGGAAAAGGAAAAUAAAGCGGCGCGGAUUCAUCCGUAGCCAACACAACCGGAGCGCAACCACCUUCGCUGUUGCUGCUGCCGCCACCGCCUCCUCCAUCAAGGAUGUCGCGCAGAAAGAGAAAUGCAGCAAGCAGUUCAGAUGGAACAGAAGACUCAGAUUUCUCUACAGACCCAGAACAUACAGACAGUUCAGAAAGUGAUGGUGCAUCACGCCAGUUUGCCUGUGUGACACGAUCUACUAGGCUUAGCCAAAGUUCACAAGAUUCCAGCCCAGUUCGCAGUCCACCAUCAUUUGGAGCAGAAGAGCCUCUUUAUUCUACUCAGAGAAUAACUCGCAGUCAGCAGCAACCCAUACCUGUAACUCCAAAGAAGUAUCCACUGCGACAGACUCGUUCAUCAGGCUCAGAAACAGAGCAAGUGGUUGAUUUUUCUGAUAGAGACACAAAAAAUACAGCUGACCGUGAUGAGUCUCCACCCCGCACUCCAACUGGGAAUGCUCCUUCAUCAGAGUCUGAUAUUGAUAUCUCUAGUCCCAACAUGUCACAUGAUGAAAGUAUUGCCAAGGAUAUGUCCAUGAAAGAUUCAGGGAGUGAUCUUUCCCAUCGCCCCAAACGACGGCGUUUCCAUGAAAGCUAUAAUUUCAACAUGAAAUGUCCCACCCCUGGCUGCAACUCAUUAGGACAUCUGACAGGAAAACAUGAGCGACACUUCUCUAUAUCUGGGUGCCCCCUGUAUCAUAAUCUUUCAGCUGAUGAAUGCAAGGUGAGAGCUCAAAGCCGAGACAAACAAGUGGAGGAGCAGAUGCUUUCUCACCAACAGGAUGACAACAGUAGACAUGCUACCAGACACCAGGCACCAACUGAAAGACAAUUGAGAUACAAAGAGAAAGUUGCAGAGAGAGCUGAGCAUGGAAGAGUGAGCCAAACAUUAAUACAUCUUUCUCAGUCUGGUCCCUCCAGAUGUGUCAUCACUGUCCUUAAGCACAAUCUGUG
Molecule: messenger RNA, 1003 nt
Organism: Notechis scutatus (mainland tiger snake)
Lineage: Eukaryota; Metazoa; Chordata; Lepidosauria; Squamata; Elapidae
Source: RefSeq, a predicted model, not a curated record